CCCACGAACGUGUAGACGACGGCGAGGAAGCGAGACGCUUUUCUGUGUUUUUUUUGUGAUAUAGUUUAAAAAAUGGCCGGUGCGAUUCCUCGGUGUUCUGUCAGGCAUCUCCAAAGGCUAUUUGGAAGCUGCUCUAUAAGUGCCCCAGUCCGCUCAGUGAAGACCUCCAGCUGCAACCGCACCGAAAAAAUUGUUAUUCCCAAUAGAAUUCCCAGGUCAUCAACUGAUAUACUUGAGGCUCUGGCAAGUACCGUGGGGAGGGAUUCUUCAGGACCCCAUUACAAGUAUCACGAUGACCCUUACCUCACUCCCGCCUCCAAUGUGGCCAAGCGGUCCUUUUCGCUCUCGAAGGAGUCAGGAAGAAAGGCUGCACGCUGGAUAAGAGACAAGCAUUCAGAUCUUUUCACACACCGGCCUGAGGAUCCAUUCAUUGAGGCAUUUUAUCCAAAGAUUUCCUUCAAUGAUGAAAGUGAUGUAAGUGAGGAUACACUAAGGGAACUGAUGCAGAAAUGUAUGGUGUCUGAUGCAAUCCAAGUAUACCAAAUCUGCAAAACAAAAGGAGUUGAGCUAAGUGACAGUGUGCAGCAGGAGCUACUGGAGUUCUUGGGGUACUAUAAUUGCGAGGAUGCCUUGGACGAGGACUGGGUGGAGGAACGCUGGUACCGACAGGGCAUCAUGUCCCGUGACCGCGUAAAGAACACAUGGAAAGAUCAUGGGUUAGCUGAGGAGCUAUUCAAGUCCCUAAGUCACCAAGGUUCUCCUGCGUACUGUGCUUUGAUUCGGGGCAUGACACGUUACUACCAGGUGGACAGAGCUUGGCAGCUGUACCAAGAAACACUAGAAAAGGGGAUCCAACUGGACACAGAAACCUACAAUUCCCUGAUUCGAGUUGCAUCUUUCAUGAGAGAAGGCUCAGACCUACGCUGGAAGUUGGUCAAGGAGAUAUUGACAGCCAUGGCAGAGGCAGGUGUGAAACCAAACCUAGGCACCCUAAAUAGCACUCUGGAGUCACUGAGCCAGAUAGCGAGCUGGAGGCAGACAAAGAACUUGAGCUUACAGGUCAUGGCUGAGUUUAACAGGCUGGGAAUCCAACCCUCACUAGCAUCCUACUACUACCUCCUCAUCAUACACUGUAGAGAACGUGGGCCCAUAAGUCAUAUUCUUGUUGAUAUCAUGAACCACAUCGCAGAUAAAGAGUUCAGCAUCCAGGACCCCAAAGAUACGUUUUUCUUUGUCACUGCAAUGGAUAUCUGUCGGAACCACCUGCAAAGCAAGGAGCUAGCCAGGCGUGUAGAUGACCUCCUGCACACAGGAAACAACUACAUGCUGAUUGGAGACUCCUACAAGGAAUCUAUUUAUUACCGUCACUACUUUGCACUCUCAUGCAGCACGGAUACUGUAGACCAGUUAAUGGAACUUUAUAAUGAAUUGGUACCUCAUAUUUAUACCCCAGAACCUGGUGUUAUGGAGGAACUCCUAAAGGCACUGAGAGUUCAUGAGGCACUGGAGUACCUACCCCAGCUGUGGUCAGACAUGAUUGUUUUUGACCACACUUCAAGAGAGAAAUUGCUCAUGGCUGUGCUCUCUGCUAUGACUUGCCACCAACCCUCGGAGGACAACACUAAACUCACCCAGCAGCUGGCAACAAUUGCAUGGGAUUUAUGGACAAGGGUGCAGCGAAUGGAGGAAGACCGAAGGAAUAAGAUAACUUGGUCUGGUCCUAUGAUUGGGGAUUUGCUGACUACACUGGUCAGGUGCGGAGAGUACAGCAAGGGUGUGGAGGUGAUGCAGAAAAUUAGUGCUGAUCCGCACAUUGUACUUGGCUCUGCAACUGUGGACUCUCUUCAGACCCUUCUUGAUGCAGCAGUUAGGAACAAUGAAGCCAACACAGGGGUGAUGGUAGUGGUCUAUGCUGUUGAUGCAGGACAUCAAGAGGCCGCGGACAUGGCCAAAAAACUUGGGUCGAGUCUUGCCCUCAGUGCAGAACAUCGUGCCAAGUUAACGUCUGUGUUGGGGAUCGAUAUUAUUGCAGAUUUGAAGGAAAAGGAGAUUUCUUAAUCCUAGUUAUGGGGAUAUUUAGAAUUCAUGUGUGGCGUAGUCUCUGUAACCAAUAAACGUACCCAUAAAAAUUUGUACUUGAGGUAGUGCAUGCUGAAAUAUAAAGUCAAAUUCAUUCUUGCCUCUUUGGAAGGGAAAUACAAUAGUAAAUGAAUUGAGUCAUAUUAUAACUCACACUGAAUGAAUUCACAAGCAUUUAUUGAAAACACAUUCCUGUUUGAGGCUUGUUAGAGAACAACAUAAGAGUUUUAGGAUGGUGGAGAAAUGAUGGUGCAGUCCAUGUUUAGCUGGAUAAAUGUAGAUAUCAUAAUUAUGCAAAUGAAUUUUUUUCUAUCCUGUUUUGGACAGUUGUAAAUAUUGUUAAUAAAGCUUUUGAAUGUA
Messenger RNA from Penaeus indicus, 2439 nucleotides. RefSeq names its product small ribosomal subunit protein mS39-like. Gene Ontology annotation, molecular function: rRNA binding; protein binding; ribosomal small subunit binding. The record is from RefSeq and is a predicted model, not a curated record. Gene Ontology annotation, biological process: mitochondrial translation. Gene Ontology annotation, cellular component: mitochondrion. The transcript is spliced from 14 exons. Bases 73 to 2058 code for a protein of 661 amino acids. Lineage: Eukaryota; Metazoa; Arthropoda; Malacostraca; Decapoda; Penaeidae.